This is a messenger RNA of Nematolebias whitei (Rio pearlfish), 735 nucleotides long. It is a transcript of the gene il1b, whose product is annotated as interleukin 1, beta. The record is from RefSeq and is a predicted model, not a curated record. Gene Ontology annotation, biological process: inflammatory response; immune response; neutrophil activation. Gene Ontology annotation, molecular function: cytokine activity. The transcript is spliced from 4 exons. NCBI's taxonomy places the organism in Eukaryota, Metazoa, Chordata, Actinopteri, Cyprinodontiformes, Rivulidae. The coding region runs from base 1 to 735 and encodes 244 amino acids.
AUGGAAUCCGAAAUGUGCAACUUGAGCGAGAUGUGGUCUAAGAAGAUGCCCAAAGGACUGGGACUGGAGAUUUCCCAUAAGCCUCCCUCCAUGAGGCACGUUGCCAACCUGAUCAUCGCCAUCGAGAGGCUGAAGUCCGGCAUACCAGAGAUGGUGCUGAGCACCGACUUCAGGGAUGAAAACCUGCUCAACAUCAUGAUGGAGAGCAUCAUAGAAGAGAAACUCAUUUUGGAGACCUUCGCAGCUCCACCUGACUUCAGGAGAGGUGUGGAGUACGUCUGCAGUGUGGCUGACACCCACCAACGGAGUCUGAUUCUAAUCCAAGACAUCAUGGAGCUCCAAGCAGUGAUGCUGCCCGGAGGCAAUGAAAACCGCAAAAUUUUCCUGAACAUGACGACUUACGCGCGCCCUCCACCCAGCACCCAGGCCCAGCCCGUCACUCUGGGCAUCAAAGACACAAACCUUUACCUGACCUGCCGCAAAAAGGAUGGCACACCGACUCUGUACCUGGAGGAAGUGAAGAACAAAAGCAGUCUUGAGAAAAUCAGCUCAGAAAGUGAGAUGCAGCGGUUCCUCUUCUACAAACACGACACGGGACUGAACAUCAGCACUCUCAUGUCUGCUUACUUCCCCGACUGGUACAUCAGCACGUCAACAGCGGACAAGAAGCCAGUGGAAAUGUGCCAGGAGUCCGCCACUCGGUACAGAACCUUCAAAAUUCAGAGUCAAAUUUAA